AUGAGCUACAGCGUAGACAGACGAGAUAGGGUUAACCCUCGUAUCAGCAAUCCUUGGCCCCUUCCAGAACUUAUCCAAUGUAGAUAUUGGGAGGGUCCUAAAGGUCACUUCAAAGGUUGGGCACCAGGUGAAGACAGUGUCUUGAGUCAGAUAUAUCGAGAUGGUGUCCCAAGAUGGUUACCUAAGACGCCCCCCGAUGGCUUUCACAAAUGGCUGUCGCGCAGUGGUUCCCAUCAAGACGAUGGACAGACAGAUAAUGGUGGUGAUCUGGAACACAUCUACAACAAAACCAAGACCAAUGGCGUAUUUUACAAUCCGGUGGACGAUCCGCUUAAGAUUACCAAUCAGGACGAAGAGGUCUUGGACAUCCUCCGCCAUACCUUUGAAACUGGGACGGUCAAGAUCAAACACGUUGCGCUCAUCAUGAUGGAAAGCAUCAGAGAGGAGCUAUUCCCCCUCCAGCAGGGAUCUGAUAUGCACAAGAUCAUCCUUCGGUCCCACGAGGGACAAAGAGAUGUAGACGAUGUCGAUGGCAUACUGUCACGCCUAACUCCGGUGGCGGAAAAGGUCACUGGCAAGCAUGUCUGCUGGAAGAGAUCAGAUGGAUCGGAGCUACCCCAGAUGCGGAUACCAGAGUGGAAUGAUACGACGCAGGAUGGUUUCGGUGGCAUCAAUGUCGCAGGUGCUUUCACCGCUGCAUCACUAUCCUUAAAAAGCUUGGCAGCAACUUACUGUGGAGUGUGGCCUAUUCCUGUUGACAACUUUAAAGAGUCCGAAGCGCAAAGUUACCAACCUUGCAUCUCGCAAAUCUUGCAUCUCUUCAACCAGAUGAAGGAAGCCAAGGCAGCUUCAAACGACUUCCUUGAACAAGACUGGCUUACCGCUUCUUUCCAAUCGAUAACGGAUAAGUACGAUCGCCAGGAUGUGUUCACCAAAAGUAUGGGCGUCGAAACGGUUGUUAACAAGGACUUUUUGAAACGAAACACUGAAAGGCAGUCGGAACUAGAAGAAAUUAACUAUUUUGGAUUCCCUGAAACCGUUUUGAAGACGCACUUGCGAGACCUCGUGAAGAAAGUCCAGCAGGAGAACAAGAGAAUGUUCCUUUUCCAUUUUACUAGCACGACACAUCAUCCUUGGGGACUGCCAGGCAAUUUCGAAAGGAGAGAGUAUAUGAACACGAAGGGGAAGAUGGCAUGGCACAAAGACUUCAACAACUACUUGAACACUAUCCGGUUCACGGAUGCAUGGCUCGGCGAGCUUCUGCAACUGUUCGAUCAUCAAGGUAUCGCUAAUGAGACACUUGUGGUUCUUGUCGGCGACCACGGGCAAGCAUUCAGAGAGGAUGUCUCCACUAGGACCGGCACGUACAAGAAUGGUCACAUCAGCAAUUUUCGCGUGCCUAUCACUUUCAGGCACCCUAGUAUUCCUCGUGUACAGUAUGAAGCGAGCGCAACUUCCAUCUCCAUUCUUCCGACGAUAUUGGACUUGCUCAUCAACACGGGAUCACUCAACCGCAGGGAUACAGCUAUCGCAUCUGAUCUCAUUCAAGAUUACGAAGGGCAGUCGCUCAUCCGGCCCUACAAGCCCAUGAAAAAUGGCCGCCGGGCGUGGAACUUUGGCAUCGUCAACAGCGGUUCAAGCAUGCUGACAGUGACGUCUGCAGAUGCGCCCUGGAGACUUGUCAUGCCCCUUGACCGUACAUCCCGAUGGAGAUUUACUGACUUGAAGAACGACCGACUUGAACUUGAGCCUCUAGAGAAUUGGUCAGUGGAACAACUGAUAAGUGAUAUAAGACAUAUCCAUGGCGAGGAAGCGUCACGUUGGACUAGGGAGGCUAAUGCGGUGGCCAACUGGUGGGCGGUGGAGAACAAAAGACUUUGGGGGUUAUAA
Fusarium poae is the source of this 1890-nucleotide messenger RNA. RefSeq lists its product as uncharacterized. NCBI's taxonomy places the organism in Eukaryota, Fungi, Ascomycota, Sordariomycetes, Hypocreales, Nectriaceae. The transcript has a single exon. The record is from RefSeq and is a predicted model, not a curated record. Bases 1 to 1890 code for a protein of 629 amino acids.